CGCCGGUUAAAAGCAAUGUUUACUUCCAGGCAUGGCGAGGUCGGCUUCCUAGAGAGGAAGGAAGUUGGAGACAAGGGGGGUGUCAAUAGUCGGUGCACCUUCCUGCCUCGGAGUUUACCACCCCUCUGCACUGCAAAAGGGGCUUUUGAGCUUCCUUACGGGGAAGCUGUAGGUUGGAGUCUGAUGUAAGCAGCGACUAAAAGAUGCAUGUAAAGGUCAGUCAGUGGGGAGAGAAGGGGCGUCUGGUUUUUCUUGGGAGAAUGGAAAGGUUGAGUAGCGAAUAGAUUUAUUUAUUUUUAUUUAUUUUAUUUUAUUUUUUACACUUUAUAUCCCGCUCUUCCUCCAAGGAGCCCAGAGCGGUGUACUACAUACUUAAGUUUCUCAUCACAACAACCCUGUGAAGUAGGUUAAGCACACUGCAGAGAUCAAAAGACAGAGAGAGAGGACCCACAGGUACUGCCUGCCCCCAUUGUCGCAGGAGGGGCUGCCUGGUCUGUGACGCUGUCCCAAGGAGAGAUCUUGCUGCCCAUCUUGGGACAAAAAGAAAGAAGAAAGGGGGAAUGGCUUGCCUGACAUUGGGGAAGAGCCACCAGUUUCAGUACAACCCUCUCUUUGGCCAGGGACCCGAUACGAUGAAGUAUCCCUGAGGGGAUCCCCGCCUCCCCUCUCCGCUGUGGAGCCUCCUGCUAAGCAAACUGCAGGCUCCAAGUUCAUACCCCAGGUCUUUUUGUCCACCUUUUCAGCAGAGAGCCGAGGAACUAAGCGAAGACAUCCCCUGUAGUGGCAAUGGCUGCAGAGGCAGGGGAAGAAUUCCUGCCCCAAAGUCUCCCCCUCCCGUCUGCCCUGGAGGAAGAGGCGAAUCCAGAAAUGAAAGCGGAGCAAGAGGAGGAAGAGAGCCACCAACAGAACACGGGCCCGGACAGAACACGCAAUGCCUCUCCUGCUGCUGAGCCGGAGGCUGUUAGGCAGCAUCGGAGCUGGGCAGAGCGUCACGGCAUCAAACAGGAACCAGAAGAAGGGCUGUCAUCACAGCGAUGGGAAGCGCAAUGGCAGGAGUUCCUCAAAACCGUGCAGACCCCUUGCUCUGGAGACGGAGUCCUGCAGCUGCCAGAAACUGUGCCAAGGGAUGAGGCAAAAGCUUCCCUGCCUCCCUCUGAGGCAGCAUCGGCUGCCAGCCAGUGGACUAGAGAAGAGAGCAGGAUCAGACUUCUGCCUGCAGUGGGGCAGCAAGGCAAUAGGAGGCCAGACCCCGCAGGCAGGAGUGACCAUGGGCCGACCAAAGAGAUCAAGGCGGAGGAUGCCAUCAGCUCGGAAAUGCAGCGCCGGUGCUUCAGGCAGCUCUGCUACCAGGAGGCGGAGGGGCCCCGUGAGGCUUACAGACAACUCCGGGAGCUUUGCCAUCGGUGGCUGAUGCCAGAGAGACACACCAAGGAGCAGAUCCUGGAGCUGGUGGUUCUGGAGCAGUUUCUGGCCAUCCUGCCCUCAGAAAUGCAGAGGUGGGUGAAGGAACGUGGUUCUGCGAGCAGCCUCCAUGCUGUGGCCUUAGCAGAGGAUUUCCUUCUGAGGCCCCGAGAGGCUGAGAAACCCGAGCGGCAGGUGAUGGCAGGCAGAGAGAGAAUGAUGGGGAACCAUACUGGGUGCCAUUGGCCAGAGCCAUGGGUCAGGAACUGGAAGCAAAUAUUGGAAACCGAGACUGGCCAGGAAAGCUUUUGGGGCAUGAAACAGAGAAGUGGAGGAAUAAAUUCAUCACUCGCCAGGAUGGGACCAUCUGUGAAAUUUCAGUUCAACCGGGGAUACUUAAAAGGAAGAGGAGGGGCAAGGGUGCCGCGCGUGAGAAAUUUUUCCGAGAUGAAUCGAACCUUGAUCGAGCCCAGGCAGGAGAGAAGCCACAUGAAUGUUCAGUUUGUGGGAAAAUAUUCCGUCGGCGCUCGGACCUUAAUAGCCACCAGAGAACCCACACGGGAGAAAAACCAUAUACAUGCUUGAACUGUGGGAAGAGAUUCAAUCGGAGCACCAACCUCAUUUCGCAUCAAAGAAUUCACACGGGGGAGAAACCAUAUAAAUGUGCAGAUUGUGGCAAAAACUUCUGUCACAAAUCUGGCCUCAUAAGACAU
Hemicordylus capensis (graceful crag lizard) is the source of this 2114-nucleotide messenger RNA. RefSeq names its product zinc finger protein 445-like. The coding region runs from base 787 to 1986 and encodes 399 amino acids. The transcript has 3 exons. Lineage: Eukaryota; Metazoa; Chordata; Lepidosauria; Squamata; Cordylidae. The record is from RefSeq and is a predicted model, not a curated record.